AUGGCAAGUCCAACAAUCAACACAGAAGAGGCCCUCCGUCGGGUCAUUAAAACUACACCCAUAAUUGACCAUCACGCCCACCCUCUUCUCAAACUCAGCGCUAUAAGAAAACAUCCUCUUCUCUCAAUAGCUACAGAAGCCAAUGGAGAUGCUAUCGAGGACUCAAAGACCGGCUUGGCACAUCUUCGUGCUGUGAAACUCCUUGCAAACCAUCUCGGCACUGAGCCCACCUGGGAUGCGGUCGAGGCUGCCAUCACGAGGAAGCAAAAAGGCAACUAUGACGAAUGGAUAAAGACAUGCCUCACUGGAAUUGAGAACAUAUUGGUUGAUGAUCUUCUGGGCGAUCCAGCUGAUGUCGAGCCUUAUCAUACGCUUGAUGCCUACACGAGAAGCCCCAACAAGCGCAUUCUUAGAAUUGAAGAGGUUGCAGCAGAUUGUAUUGAAAAGGCCUGUGGACAAUUCUCGCACCCAUCUGAGGCGUUCUCGGGAUCUGUCGAGAACUUCAUGAACGCCAUUUAUGAUGCUCUCGAUGAUCCGGAGAUUGUUGGCUUCAAAUCAGUUAUCUGCUAUCGAACGGGCCUUGCCGUUACUCAGGUUACGGAUCUUGACAUCAUUAUGCAAAAGUUCCAACUCAUCUUUGAUACCAGGAAGGAGGGUGGAGCUCAAGUGUUUGAGAGGCUUAAUCAUGAGCCUCUGAAUGACUAUUUUCUUCACAUCCUGGCAGGCUUGAUUCAAAACAGCGAGGACGAGCACAAGAAACCCAUCCAGUUCCAUACUGGGCUCGGAGAUAAUGACAUUACUUUAUCCAAGUCGUCACCCGCCCAUCUACAGGAGUUCAUCAAGACGUACCCGGAUGUCCCUAUUGUCCUGCUUCACGCCAGUUAUCCAUUCACUCGUGAACUGGGAUAUCUAGCAACCGUCUAUGCAAACGUAUAUGCUGAUAUCGGAGAAGUGUUCCCCUUCCUCAGUCGCGAAGGACAAGAAGGAGUCGUUCGUCAAAUCCUGGAACUCUGCCCAACAUCAAAGAUCCUUUGGAGCACCGACGGGCAUUUCUUUCCAGAAACAUAUAUCAUAGCUGUGGAUCAGCUUCAAGAAGUCCUGCAGACUGUCCUCAUCGAUUAUGUCAACAAGGGAGAUUUUUCUUGGACACAAGCAGCACGGCUAGUUCGGGAUAUACUCUUCAACAACGCAAACAAGCUAUAUGACCUUGGGUUGGAACUCAAGCCAUUGCUCGUCAACUCUGGUCAUGGCCUUGAGUCUUCGGAGCAGAGUAACAUCGCAACCUUAUCCCGGUUCCUUAAAAACAAGGAAGAGCCCAGGUUCUUGAGGGUGACCUGGACCGACUUUACGGCCAUGACGAGGGCGAGAGCGGUCCCUAUGCGCCGUGUAUGGUCUUUACUAAGGAGUGGAGAGGACCUUACUUUUGGUGUUACCAAAGCUGGCCUUGGCAUUGAUCAGAGGGACCACCCCGUACCGAGUGUUACUCCAACAGGAGAGUAUAGACUGCAUCCAGAUCUAAGCACUCUUCGACUUGGUCCUCGAAAGGGGCACAUUACCGUUAUGGGUGACUUCAAGGAGAAGGACGGAUCCCCUGCAUCUUUCUGUACACGAACUCUUUUGAAAAGGACACUUGACCAAGCAGCUCAGCAAGGCCUUGAGUUUAUGCUCGGUUUUGAGAUCGAGCUUGUUCUCUUCCGCCAGGGACAAGACAAAAAGUACGAGCCUCUCAAUUCCGAUGGACACGCGUGGUCAGUGAGCCGUGCUUUGGACCAUGAAGUAGCGAUUGAGGUCCUUGAAGAUGCCAUCGAGCAGCUUGACGCUGCCGGCAUAUACAUCGAGAUGAUGCACCCAGAGAGUAGUCAGGGACAGUAUGAGUUCGUGAUGCCCAAAGCACCAGCGCUCGAGGCCGUGGACAAUCUACUUUUUACAAGAGACGUUAUCAGUAGUUGCGCUACAGCAAAGGGAUUCCGCAUGACGCUUCAUCCCAAGCCAUACGCAACAUCGUGUGGAACAGCGGCGCACAUGCACAUGUCCAUCUCAUCGCCCAUUGGUUCAUUGAAGGAAGUUUAUGAACCAUUCUAUGCUGGUAUUCUGAAACAUCUCCGAGCUAUCACCGCUUUUACAUACAGCAGCAUGGUUAGUUACGACAGAGUUGUUGAUGGUUGCUGGGCCGGUGGCACUUGGGUUGCAUGGGGCACACAAAACCGUGAAGUACCACUACGUAAAGUUGACGGCAGCCAUUGGGAGAUCAAGUGCAUUGACGGAAUCGCCAACUCGUAUAUGUCACUCGCGGCCAUCAUUUUGGCAGGAGUCCAGGGAGUCGCUGACAACGAGACGUUGACCUUGGGAGAUUGCACAAAGGAUCCCGCAUUACUGUCGGCUUCUGAGAGAGAAUACCUCAACAUGAGCGUGAGAUUGCCUAGGAGCAUACAAGAGGCUCUUGAAGCCCUGCACCAAGAUGAGGAGUUGAUUGGCCUGAUUGGCUCAGAGGUGGUUCAAAGAUAUACCGAGAUCAAGCAGGCCGAGACAGCUAUCUUGGAGAAGUUGGGUGAUGAAGAGCGGGCACAGUGGAUUAUGGAGCGAUACUGA
This is a messenger RNA of Fusarium coffeatum, 2589 nucleotides long. RefSeq lists its product as uncharacterized. Gene Ontology annotation, molecular function: hydrolase activity; glutamine synthetase activity. The transcript has a single exon. NCBI's taxonomy places the organism in Eukaryota, Fungi, Ascomycota, Sordariomycetes, Hypocreales, Nectriaceae. The coding region runs from base 1 to 2589 and encodes 862 amino acids. The record is from RefSeq and is a predicted model, not a curated record.